AUGAAACCGAACUGUGGACCGUUGGCCAUUGCGGCUGCUGAGGCCCCGGGCAUCCGGGCUGAGCUUCGGCACGAGUCUGUGCCAAUGAGGUCGGGUCAACGGUACCAGAUCAGCUGGUCUGAGGAUGUGGAGCUACAUGGCUUGAGCUGUGCUGGAGCACAGAGCAGGGAAGGUCUUCGCUGGGACACACGGCGGUGA
Molecule: messenger RNA, 198 nt
Organism: Penicillium macrosclerotiorum
Lineage: Eukaryota; Fungi; Ascomycota; Eurotiomycetes; Eurotiales; Aspergillaceae
Exons: 1
Coding region: 1-198 (65 amino acids)
Source: RefSeq, a predicted model, not a curated record